This is a messenger RNA of Linum trigynum, 878 nucleotides long. Lineage: Eukaryota; Viridiplantae; Streptophyta; Magnoliopsida; Malpighiales; Linaceae. The record is from the annotation of a GenBank genome assembly.
CUUAUUUUCUCAUUCUCUCCCCCCACAAAUCUAGUAUCAAACAGCUCAUCAUACUAAAAAUGGCGAGCAUGAUCCCAACCAUCUUCUCCGAACUCUACACCGUCGCCCUCUUCUUCUCCAGCCUCCUCCUCCUCAAAUUCCGGGUCCUCCUCCGCUCCUUACCCGGGUCGGACCCGCCCGCGGACCGAUCCGACCAGAAUCGGGUCAGCUCAAUCGAGGCCAACUUCCCGGCGGCCCCCUACUGCUCGGACCCGAAAUCGGCGGCGGAAUGCGCGGUGUGCCUCUCGGACUUUCACAAAGGGGAAAGCGUCAGGAAGCUGGACUGCAAGCACGUGUUCCACCGCGACUGCCUCGACAGAUGGCUGACGUCGCCGGCGGGUUUGGAAGGGUCGUCUUGCCCAGUGGCGGACCCAGAAAUUUUACAUAGGGGUGUCCUCUUUUAAAAAAUUAAUUAAAUACAAAUAAUUCUAAAAUAAUUCAUAAAAAAUAAAUAAUAUUUAAAUAAGAAAUACUUUACUCAUACAGUUUGAAAAAAUUCAAAAUGUGUUUUCAUAUUAAAAAAUGAUUGUAGAACACACUUGGAGUUGGGGUCUACACUAUUAAAAAAGAAUUGUCUCUGUAUAUCAUAUUAGACAAUCAUUCACGAACUGAUCACAUAUUCAAUUUCUAAACUUGUUCUUGAUGUAAUCCAAAGCUGAAAAGACUCUUUCAAUACUUGUUGUACAACCAUAAAUCAAUACAAAUUAAGGGUAGCUUGAAAUUUGUUUAAUUGUUAGAUUUUGAAAAUAAUUAGAGAUAGAGAAUGACAUUAUACUAUUACAUAGUGUUUAAAAUCGAAUAACAUAUGAGUUGUAGCCUAAUGAAAAUUAUGUUUAUUG